Messenger RNA from Cyprinodon tularosa, 4744 nucleotides. RefSeq names its product ciliogenesis and planar polarity effector 2 (gene cplane2). Bases 160 to 921 code for a protein of 253 amino acids. Gene Ontology annotation, molecular function: GTP binding; GTPase activity. The transcript is spliced from 5 exons. Lineage: Eukaryota; Metazoa; Chordata; Actinopteri; Cyprinodontiformes; Cyprinodontidae. The record is from RefSeq and is a predicted model, not a curated record.
UUUUCAGAAACGGUAGUCCACGUUAUCUCAUUUUGUUCUGUAUAGCUGUUCUGUUUUCCUGUAUUUAAGUGAAGAGGAGUCUUUUUAAAACAGAACCCAGGCAACCAAACGAAGACGUGUAUUUGCUCUCGGAAGGAAAACGAAAAGUUUCGGAAGCUAAUGAUGGAAAGCGUUCCUCCUACUGGAUCAUUUAUAGUACCUGACUGGCAUCGAUGUAAAGAAAGCAAAGAGUACUUCAACAAAAUAUUGCACAAGAAGAAACAAAGACAGUUUGGUCUGUUGGAGUCUCCCAUGAUGCCCCCGCAUGCAGCAGUGGACACAGUUCAUUAUAAGAUUUUCAUCUCCGGUAAGAGCGGAGUCGGGAAAACUACUCUUGCUGCCCGCCUCGCUGGCCUGAAUAUUCCCAAAAUACACCAUGAAACUACAGUUGGAGGUAUUCAGACCACGGUGGUUUACUGGCCUGUGAAGCUGAGAGAAAAUGGCAGAGUGCUUUUCUUUCAUCUGCAGCUGUGGGACUGCGGAGAGAACGCCUUACGCAGAUUUGAUCAUUUGCUCCCGUCCUGUCAGGAACAGGUGGAUGCCGUUCUGUUUCUUUUCUCCUUCACUGACAGGACUUCCUUUGAAGAUUUGUCCAAUCAGAUUCUUAAAUGGACCGAACAGUCUGAUGGCUGUCUUGUCAAAGUGGUGGUUGGCACAAAGUUUGACCUCUUCAUGCACUGUGAUGUAGCAGAGAGAGACCUCAGAAAAUUCCAGGAGACCUGGAGGAUACCUGUUCUCCGUUCGGGGGGAGAAGUCAGCGACGGGUUGGGUGACAUAGCCCCGAUUCUCAACUGCCUCGCUGAGAAUCUGUGGCAUCAGGACUGUGUUAAAGCAGGAGCAGUCAGUCAGCAUCCGCAGCAUGAGGCAGGAGCUCUCAUUUAAGGCUCAGGUCAAAGCCUUUUCAGUACAAGACAGAACUUAAAGUGACAGCUACCAUCUUAUUAGACACAGUUAUGACAAGAAGUGUCAAGAGAGGAUUUCUAUGACCUGACAUAUAUAAUGGAUAUUUUUAGAAAAAAGUUACAAGCUCAUAUUUUUAUAUAUGAACCAUUUCUGUAGAUUCUUCCUCUGUAUUUUAUGCCAAGAUGAUUAAGUAGUCCAUGAACCUUUUAGGUCUUCGCUAAUCUGAGUUCAGCUAGUGGGAAAACUAGCAUAACUGCAUGCAAUAACUUGUUGGAAUGCAUCUUAAGGAAACCUGUCUCACAAUUUGAUAAAGCAUUCAGCUAUGUUCUAUACAUAACUACAAUGCAAAAUCAACUGAAGCUUCAAUAGGGAAACCAUUUGAAAAGAAUGUCACUUAGCAUUAAUACCAGUUUAUUACCAUAGAUCACAGCUUGACUUAAAGAUCUGAUGCAUGAAUCAGAAUUUCAGGUACCAUCUUGCAAACGUUCAGUGUCAAGUUCUCAUUUACUGAACUGUAACUCUGUUUACUAACUUAAAAAUUGACCAUGAAGUAUUUUGGGCUUUAUAAGAUUAAUAAUUUUUUUUUGCAGAUAUAGCCUUUGUCUUCAAUGUUAAUGCAGCUAAAUUUAAGAUUGUGUUUCAUGUGAAUUUUGAAAAGAAUAUUAAAGUCUUUGUUGAGGCCAAGCCAAUGCAUUAAGCCACUGAGGCGCAUUAAUAGUUGACGUGCUGCUUGCUGUCUUGUCGGAAGAAUUAUAGAGUCCACACUGCUGAUUGCGCAGAUCAUCCAUUUUAUUUUCUUACAUUUAUUCCAUUUCUACUCUUGACAUAUUUCCAUUAUUUCCAUACGUCCGUUGACAGCCUAAUACUUCAGUAAUCAAAAACUGUUUAGUCCUUCUGGGUGGAACACCCGUGUCAUAAACAAAAGGUUCCGUACUUCUAGACAGAUUAACCAAAAAUGUAAUCACCUUGCUCCUAUAGUGUUGACAGGAUAGGUUGUAUUCAAGAAUCAAAAACUGAUUUUGAACAGUCAGCCCUCUCAGAAAGGCAUGAUUAACCUACCUGCAGUAUUUAAACCUACAUUUCUAAGAGAUAAAAAUUGAUUUUAAGUUGAUAAAUAGAUCAAUUAGCACAUUUCCCCAAUGAUUUUAACGUUUUAUUUUAUUUAGAAUUUACACAUUAUGUAGACCACAUCCGAUUAUGCUCAAUGUUUUCCAUGUUUGGCCCCAAGUCAAAAUAAAAAUUCACUUUUAUCCCUCUGAUCAAUCGUAAAGUCUCUCCUCAGCCCUGAAGAGAUUAGGCUGUUCCAUCCCAAUCGCUACAGCUUAAAGAGGCAGUUGCAACCCCCUGACAAAAGUACAUACUGUGUAUGUAUAUUGCAUUUAUGUAGUCCAUUUAUGGGGCCUCCUGCAUGUGGCUCAGUUUUUAAAAAGAAGCGAAAGUUGCUCAGUUAUGUCAUCCAGGUUGGUUUUGUAGCUGCUGCAAGUUAUGAUUCAACCAAGGGGAGACUUGUAACUUUUAAAUGGGCAUUUUUCAAAAGUCUCAAAACUACAUGUGCAUCAUCUACUCAAUUUGAAUGCUUUUUUUAGAAAAAGGAUAAAGCCUGUCACAUGGAUUGGACAUUUGGUUAAAUUGAUUGAAAUAAAUUGGAGGAUUUCAGGUGAAGUUACCUUAAUGCUUUCUAGGCAUUAGACCGCAUGGCAUGCUGCCCUGUGAGCUUCAGGUGUCUGACAAACAUCUGCGGUACAAGUUGUUUUACCACAGGAUGAUUUUUUUUUAUUGAACCGCUAUACAAUUUCAGACUGAUUAUAAAAAUCUUUAUUCAUAAAACAUAUUGCUUAAAUUAAGAAAAAUUGUGAAACCCUUUGAACUUCCUUCAACAUUUUGGAACAUUUCUACAAGAGUGCCAAGAACUGAUAAUUUAGGUGCACCCAGGUGUGAAGAAUUGAACAUGAAAUGAGGGAUAAAACUCUAAAAUACAAAAAAGAUGCAACUUUUCAUUUAGAAACAGCCAUUACUUCUUAGAAAGGGCCUUUAUCCAUUCCUCCUUAUCGAAGCUGCAAAAAAGUAUAAAAGAUUUACUGCCAGUUAUGAUACAUAAAUUAAAAACUUUUUUCCCCAUUUUACCUUCCAUUGGCAAUCAGAAUCAUGGUAGUCAAAGGUCCCAUCUGACUCUCAGACAGCAUCAACAGGAAGGAUUCUGGAGGAAGUCCCACAACUUUACUUUGCACAACGUUCACAUGUUGAGGGAAGAGAGCGUAAUCCAACACAGUGAACCGCUCAUACCUGGAUGUAACAGAACACAGGGUAACCUUAUUCAGUUAGAAAGAAAUCUGCCUGAACAUCAGUAGGUUGAGCAGGUCAUGUACUUUUUUGAGGAGAUCAGCAAGAGGUCGUUGAAGAGAUGGAGGUAGAUGCGGUUGAUUGACAUUUUUGAACCGUAACUCCCCAAAGUGGCCAGGGGUCCAUGGUGAAUCAGAACGCGUGUGCUUUUCACUAGAGGGACUGACUGAUAGGGAAAGAGAUGCAUUCAGAAUUACCAAGUCAUAGGGCUCCAUAUGAACUCAGCAGAAAAUUGUUGAAAUAACACCUUGAUGUCAGCAAAGUCCAGCAGCAUUUCCAGGCGGACCAGUUCCUCCAAAGAUUUCAUUUUUUCCACCUUCUGGUCACACUCCACCAAAAUCUUUUCAGGUAAAGAAAUCCAAAAACACUAUAUUGUUAUAAAGUGACAGUAGAAUUAUGGAGUAGAAGAACAUAAUUGAGUUUUUCUUAAAGGUCAAAUCAGAGGUUCCCUCAUCUUGAUAGAUUUCAUAUAAUUUAGAAGGAAAUUAAACGAUGCAGGGUUGGGAUCUUUGGCUCACUUUAAAGUGGAAAUUGAAGCCCUUAAACCAGUGAGUUUACAGCAGUGUUUAUAAUAAUCCUCUCUGUUGACUAAAAUCGGAAAUUAUUUAUGUUUAAGUCUGCAGCAUUUACUUGUAAAUAAAUAUGAAUGAAUAGGAUUUUUUUUCCCAGACAGACAAUUUGACAAACAACAAGAAAUUACCAAAUACACACAAAGACUAGGUGACAUCAACAGAACUAAAAGCAAAUUUCCAAACUAACCAAGUUCACCUGAACAUAAAUAGAAACAAAAUCCUCCACAGCCUGAGAAAUGACAAUCGACCAAUGGAAAUGGUCUGAAAAGAGGUAUGAAGUAGUAAAACUUAUUGUUCAUACCUUCCGGUUCAACUCCCCCCCCCCCAAUACACACACACACACACACACACACACACACACACACACACACACACACACACACACACACACACACACACACACACACAUAUAUAAUUAUGUAUACAAUUACCUCAUGAAUGCCCUUUAUUGCCUUUGUAAGAUUUGAAGCUGCUUCAGAGUUUGGCUCUGUCAGUUUCAGGAUGCCCUGAAAGUAAAGAGUUGGGAUUAAAAGCAUUGCAUCUGAAAAAAAAAAAACAGCCAUUGAUUAAAAAAAACAAACUGCAGCUUUACCUCUAGUAGAAGUUUAAUCCGCGUUAUUCUUUGGAAUGGUAGAACCAGGAAUGAUUUCAGUCUCCGUUUCUGACAGACUGGGUCAUCCUCUAGUCUCUUGAGAGCGUACAUAAAGUCUUUGUUUUCCUGCCUAAAUAAAAGAUUUACCUGUGUGAUGAUGGCUGAUGUUUAUAGUACUCUCACAUCUGAGUUGAUAGUUAAUUCUAAAUGCAUCAAAUGGGAGCCUCCAUUAGAAAACCCAAAACAUAUGGAGGCAUUUCCAUGUUACACAAUAAAUUACAUUCAUUGUUUCCAUGAA